UUUGCGGACCAGUUACGGAAAAACCCAUUCCUAAAGAAACACGCUGAAAAGAAAGGUAUUCCAUCCUCGCCAUUAGACUUUUUUGGCUGUAUGUUUCAUUUUCUCUUUAGGAAAAAUACAGCCAUGCUACAUGCUUUACAAGAAGCAAAGUCUUACCUUGGAAUAAAGCCCCCUCUUCUUGGAAUUCACAUUCGAACUAGCGACCUCCAUUGGGGAAACACUAACAAGCAUUCUUACCGUUCGCAUAAUUCGACUUUAUUCUUUCUUUGUGCACGUGAACAAAAUAAACUGAUCCAYGAAAAAGUAAAUUCAAGUCUGGAUUUAAAAUGGUUUUUGGCGGCAGAYGAUAAAGAAGUUAAAACCACAGCAAAACAUAAAUACCCUAAAGAAGUCAUCACUCUAGAUAUAAUACCACGUCAUCUAGACUUUGUUCGUCAAAAUAACGAUUUAUUUAUUCGAGAUAUUUUGCUAGAUAUCUUUCUUCUCGCUGAAUGUGAUUAUCUUCUUCUUACGUCUGGAAGCAGUUUUAGUCGUUUGGCAGCUGCCAUAGGAUUUCAUGAUAAGUUCAGCGUGACMACUGAUGGUGAACAUUGUCAAGUAAACCAAACCUCACUAGUCAGGAUUAUAACUCAAUCUUUAAGAAAACAUAGGCAUUAGUGAUUAYAYUUUAUUGUAAAUCARUUAAAUAAGC
Messenger RNA from Exaiptasia diaphana, 691 nucleotides. RefSeq names its product alpha-(1,6)-fucosyltransferase-like. Gene Ontology annotation, molecular function: alpha-(1->6)-fucosyltransferase activity. Gene Ontology annotation, biological process: protein N-linked glycosylation. The annotation marks the transcript as partial. The record is from RefSeq and is a predicted model, not a curated record. The transcript has a single exon. Lineage: Eukaryota; Metazoa; Cnidaria; Anthozoa; Actiniaria; Aiptasiidae.